AUGCCCGAGUUUGGCGUGAUCACAAAACAAGAAGAGAGCCGAAGAAAAGGGUUCGACAACCAAAGAGCCAAGAGGAACUCGAGUAAGAACUUUAGCGUUUUUGGUACACGUGUAAACCAAGGAAAUAAAAACGACAAGAGUACCCAGUUUAGCCCAGAGACAUUCGGAGAAAGGACCGCAGUCAUCAGCACAAGAUGUCCUGUUUUCACUGCCAGAAAGACGACCACUCUCUUAACGACUGUAAAGACUUUCUUGCGUUUGACUUUGAUAAUUGAAAGACAUUUCUGAGAGAAAACCGAAUAUAUGUUUCAACUGCUUAGAAACGAUGAAUCACAUCGCAAAGAAAUGUGACCAGAAAAAACCUGAAUGUGCAACAUGUGCCCAGAGACACUCAACAGCUUAGCAUGAUCCACAACAACAUCCCAGUGAACCCAAGACGGCCACAAAAUGCACACAAGUUUGUAGCUAACACCAGACUACCAAAUCAUGUGCCAAGAUUGUACUCGUGUGGCUUUGUCACCCCUCCGUCCCAGGUAGAGAAGUCCUCACCUAUGCCCUGCUGGACGACCAAAGUAAUGCGGUCCUUGUUAAGGAAUCUGUCUUUGAGAGACUCGUAAUCGAAGCAUCCCCUACUAAUAUAAAAGUCUCAACAGUCUUAAGCAAAGACCAACUUAUCGUCAGUUAUCGUGUACGGGACCUAGAAGUCUCAGACUACCACCACCAGAAGUCAAUACGUUUAUCCACUGCCUACAUCCGGGAUGACCUCCCUUCAGAUGACAGUGAUAUCCCAAAAAGAAGAGCAGCUAGUCAAUGGGAUCAUCUGAAGGACAUCGCGAAACAUAUUCCAGAACAACGCAAAGUAGAAAUAGGCUUUGAUCGGCCGAAAUGUCCCGCAAGCAAUGAAAACCAGAGAAGUAGUAAAUGGGAAAGAUGACGAACCAUGGGCAGAACGCUAUGACCUGGGAUGGACAAUAAUAGGUGAUGUAUGCAAAGGCCCCGAGGGAAAUGACAGCGACAAGACAUUCAAGAUCAAUAGAAUCGUUAUACGUGAUAGUGCAACGACAAAAGAAAUUUAUACACCCUCGGACGUGCAACGAAUGAUGGAGCUUGACUACUCUGAAAGAAAAGCAGAGCGUGAAGACAACACAAUCCAUUCUGUCGAAGACCACAAGUUCUUACAGAUCCUUGAAGAAGGAAUCAAGAAAGAUACAGACGGGCGUUGGGAAAUGCCGCUGCCCUUUAGAGAUAAGACCCCCCUCCAUCUACCAGAUAAUCGUCCACAUUGUCUCAGAAGGAUGAUGUCUCUGAAAAGAAAGUUUGAGAAAGAUCCAAAGUUGUUUAAGGAUUAUUCAGAAUUUAUGGAAAAGAUCAUUUCCAAGGGACAUGCAAGCAAGGUUGAAGACAGCGCACAUGAAUUCCAACCCAGUCAAACAUGGUACCUCCCUCACUUUCCAAUCUAUCAUCACCAGAAGCCAGAUCAAAUCAGGGUUGUCUUUGACUGCAGCGAUACAUUUGAAGGAGAAAGCCUCAACAAACACCUCCUCCAAGGGCCAGACCUGAUGAAUAAGCUUAUAGGAGUUCUUACCAGAUUUCAGCAAGAAGAAAUUGCCGUAACGUGUGACGUGGAGCAGAUGUUUCACAACGUCAUGGUAACUGAAGAGCACAGAGAUUAUCUUCAUUUCUUGUGGUUUCAAGAAGGUGACAUGACUAAGCCCAUCAAGCACCUGUUCGGAGCAGUAUCCAGUCCAGGAUGCGCUAACUUUGGUCUUCGCAAAACAGUGCAAGACGGUGAAAGUGAAUUCGGGAAAGACAUCGCGAAUUUUGUACGAACUGAUUUCUAUGUGGACGAUGGAUUAAAAUCUGUGAAGACAACAGGAGAUGCUAUCAAUCUUAUCACGAAAUCACAAGCAAUGUGCGCAAAAGCGGGUCUCUGUCUUCACAAGUUCGCCAGUAACUCUGUCGAAGUCCUUGAAGCUGUGCCAGCCGAGGACCGUGCAAAAGAGAUAAAAGAUCUCGAUCUACGUCAUGACACCCUCCCGAUUCAAAGAUCACUCGGUACAUAUUGGUGUAUAGAGUCGGACACGUUCCAGUUUAGAAUAACGUUAAAGGACAAACCCUUUACACGCCAAGGCAUUCUGAGUACGGUCAGUUCGGUUUACGAUCCACUUGGAAUCGUAUGUCCAGUAAUUCUCACCGGGAAACUGCUCUUGAGAGAACUAGUUCAACAGAAAGCUGAUUGCGAUGAUCCAGUACCUGAAGAGAUUCGCCCACGUUGGGAGAAAUGGAGAGCAGAAUUGAAAGACUUAGAAAAACUGGAAACGCACUGUUGUUUGAAACCGCCAAGCUUUGGAGAAGUAAAGUCUACGGAGAUACAUAGCUUCGCCGAUGCCAGUCAGUCCGCAGUGGGAUAA
Paramuricea clavata is the source of this 2411-nucleotide messenger RNA. The record is from the annotation of a GenBank genome assembly. NCBI's taxonomy places the organism in Eukaryota, Metazoa, Cnidaria, Anthozoa, Malacalcyonacea, Plexauridae.